CCCCGCCCGCCCCCGGCCCCGGCCCCGGCCAGCCCAGCCCCUUCCCCGCGGGGGCCACGCUGCAGCUCGGAGCCCUGGGAGAAGCCCCCGAAGAUGCCCCAGGAGCCUCGGGAGUAUCCCCAGAAACCCCAGAAGAAGCUCCAGGAACCGGUGGGACAUCCCCAGAAGCGCCGGGAGCCCCGGGAUCACCCCCUGGAGCACCGGGAGCCCCGGAAACGUCCACGGGAUCCCCCCCAGGAGCAGCCCCGGGAUCACCCCCGGGACCCCGGCCGGGAGCAGCGGGCAUCGCGGCCGGGCCGGAGCCGCCUGCCGGGCCGGGACCAUCGCCGGUAUUACCACGAGCGCUGGCGCUCCGAGUACCUGAUGGAGUUUAACGCGGCCCGGCACGGCAUGCGCUGCCUGGUGUGCGGCAGCGCCCUGGCCACGCUCAAACUCAGCACCAUCAAGCGCCACAUCCGCCAGAAACAUCCCUACUCCGGGGCCUGGGGACCCCGGGAGAAGCAGCUGGUGCUGCGCUCCUGGGACGCGCAGCUGGGACAGCGGCCCCGGCCCGAGGGACCCCCCGGCAGCGCCUGCGGGACAGGGCCCCGUCCCCCGUCCCCAAAGGCCACCAAGGUGUCCCCGGGGGGCUCUGUUGGGGACUCCCUGCGGGGGUGGCUCCGGGCCGAGCUGCUGCUGGACCUGGAGGCCGGGGGCCACCGCCUGCGCUGCCUCCUGUGCCACUGUCCCCUGCCCUCGCUGCACCUCGGGGACAUCCGGAGACACGCGCUGGCCGCGCACCCCGACAGCCUGAGGGGACAGCGGGGACACGGCGGGGACAGCGCCGCCCUGCCAGCCCCCAGACCCGCCGAGGAGGACGAAGAGGAGGAAGAAGCUGCAGGGGGAGUGGGGGUCACAGGGGCCCCCCCAGCCUGAGGACAUCGAGGGGGUGACAGCCACACCCCCCGUGUCACCCCCCAGUGUCACUGUCACCCCCUCACUGUCCCAUUAUUUAUGUGUUUGUGUCCCCCCUUUUUUACCCUCCCUUGUACACAACCCCCCAAUAAACCCCCCCGAGAC
Molecule: messenger RNA, 1059 nt
Organism: Catharus ustulatus (Swainson's thrush)
Lineage: Eukaryota; Metazoa; Chordata; Aves; Passeriformes; Turdidae
Gene: ZFTA
Product: zinc finger translocation associated
Exons: 4
Coding region: 94-915 (273 amino acids)
Biological process (GO): negative regulation of DNA-templated transcription
Source: RefSeq, a predicted model, not a curated record